Messenger RNA from Cryptococcus amylolentus CBS 6039, 540 nucleotides. RefSeq names its product 60S ribosomal protein L28. The transcript is spliced from 5 exons. Bases 42 to 470 code for a protein of 142 amino acids. The record is from RefSeq and is a predicted model, not a curated record. Gene Ontology annotation, biological process: translation. Gene Ontology annotation, molecular function: structural constituent of ribosome. Gene Ontology annotation, cellular component: cytosolic large ribosomal subunit; ribosome. Lineage: Eukaryota; Fungi; Basidiomycota; Tremellomycetes; Tremellales; Cryptococcaceae.
GCCUAUACGUGGUGUUUCCUUAACCCUCAAAAGCAUCUAAAAUGCCUACCCGAUUCUCCAACACCCGAAAGCACCGAGGUCACGUCUCUGCCGGUCACGGUCGUAUCGGUAAACACAGGAAGCACCCGGGAGGUCGUGGUCUUGCCGGUGGUCAGCACCACCACCGAACCAACAUGGACAAGUACCACCCUGGUUACUUCGGUAAGGUCGGUAUGCGUCACUACCACCUCCUCAAGAACCACUACUACCGCCCCACCAUCAACAUCGACAAGCUCAUCACUCUCCCCGAGUCUAAGGUUGAGGCCCCCGCCGGUACCGUCCCCGUGAUUGACCUCACCCACCUCGGCAAGUUCAAGCUUUUGGGCAAGGGCCGAAUCAACACCCCCUUCAUUGUCAAGACCCGAUUCGUCUCCAAGCUCGCCGAGGAGAAGAUCAAGGAGGCUGGUGGUGUCAUCAAGCUCGUCGCCUAAGCGUGAUGGAGACUUGUAGAGGAGUUCGUGUUGCGGCUACGGCAUGCAAUGUGUAACAUGAUAUCCGGCU